Messenger RNA from Phalaenopsis equestris, 538 nucleotides. Its product is annotated as protein transport protein Sec61 subunit gamma-1-like. The transcript has 3 exons. Gene Ontology annotation, biological process: protein targeting; post-translational protein targeting to membrane, translocation. Bases 87 to 296 code for a protein of 69 amino acids. Gene Ontology annotation, molecular function: transmembrane protein transporter activity. The record is from RefSeq and is a predicted model, not a curated record. NCBI's taxonomy places the organism in Eukaryota, Viridiplantae, Streptophyta, Magnoliopsida, Asparagales, Orchidaceae. Gene Ontology annotation, cellular component: membrane; Ssh1 translocon complex.
GUUUCUGCCCUAAUUCCCCAUCGGCCAUCCCUCGCGAAAAGACGCCUUCAUCUCUCAAAUCAGCUCGUCGCCAUUUGACGAGCUUGAUGGAUGCCGUAGACUCUGUUGUUGAUCCUGUGAGGGAAUUCGCUAAGGACAGCGUCCGUCUCGUGAAGCGAUGCCACAAGCCGGACAGGAAGGAGUUUACGAAGGUGGCAGUGCGGACGGCGAUUGGUUUUGUAGUCAUGGGAUUUGUGGGCUUCUUCGUGAAGCUGAUCUUUAUUCCAAUCAACAACAUUAUUGUUGGUGCUACCUAGGAGCGACGAACUGAAUAAGGAGAAAAAUGAACUCACCCACGCAUCGCUGUCAUGUUUUCAUAAGACGUAGCUGUAAUUGCUCUUUCGAAUCCUUCUGGAGGACUUCAUUAAACUUCAUUUUAAAAAUAAAAAAUUUCUUUAUCAUUUUUCCCCUUAAAAAUGGUAGCUUUUAUCGCGUUUACGCCACAGAAUUCAAACUAAAUCUGAUGAAAAAAUCUGCAUGAAUGUGAUGGCUUUGCUCC